CCACAGCAGGUGAGUGGAGGCAGGAGCCAUGGGUGGGGCCACGGGCAAGCCUGGGAGGCGCAGGGGCUGGGCAGCUGCCAGUGACCCAAGUCCACACAGAGACCUGCACAGCUGCCCCAGCCCCAAGUUAGGGGGAUCCACGGGCCAGCCUUCUCUGGGCUCAGCCACCCUGGGAGGUGGGCAUGCAGGGGCACCGAAGGGGACGGGCAGCCCUGGCAUCCCACAGCCACCAGGAGGAGAACUUACGCCUCCCUAAGACCUGGCAAAGAGCAGGCUGGCCCCGGCCCCCGAGCGGAGGAGGCUGCAGCUCCCUCACGUCUGCGCCUCCCUCAACGCAGGUUAAACUUUGACCAAGGAAAUGAUUGCUAAACUCGAUUCCGUAAGUGUCACCAGUCACACUUUAAUUCCAGUCUAGAAUUAAAGUCUUCAGUCUCCACAUUUCCUACUUUCCAAAUUCAGCUUUUCCGGGAGGUCUGGAGCAGCUGCCUCUCUGGGGAGAUGCUGGAGGUCUCAGAAUCACCUCACGCAGCCUCAGGGCCUGGUUGGGGCCACUCCAAGUGACACCAGCAGGCAGAUGACCAGAGAGCCUGAGCCCCCAGCCCCGAGUCUGUGAAGCCAGCAGCCACUGACAUGCUCCCAGCCGCCGGGCUGGAGAAGCCACUGUGGGCACCACCGUGGAGGAAACAGGCCCGUUGCCCUGGUCCCUUUGCCUUGGGCCAGCCUUUGUGAAGUGGGCUCUCUUCUGGGCCCCUUGAGUAGGUUCCAUGGCAUUUUCUGAACUCCUGGACCUCGUGGGUGGCCUGGGCAGGUUCCAGGUUCUCCAGACAGUGGCUCUGAUGGUCUCCAUCAUGUGGCUGAGUACCCAGAGCAUGCUGGAGAACUUCUCGGCCGCUGUGCCCAGCCACCGCUGCUGGGCACCCCUCCUGGACAACAGCACAGCCCAGGCUGGCAUCCCAGGGGGACUGACUCCUGAGGCCCUCCUGGCUGUCUCCAUCCCACCGGGCCCCAGCCAGGGGCCCCACCAAUGCCGCCGCUUCCGCCAGCCACAGUGGCAGAUCUUGGACCCCAAUGCCACGGCCACCAACUGGAGCGAGGCUGACACGGAGCCGUGUGUGGACGGCUGGGUCUAUGACCGCAGCAUCUUCACCUCCACCAUCGUGGCCAAGUGGAACCUGGUGUGUGACUCUCAUGCCCUGAAGCCCAUGGCCCAGUCCAUCUACCUGGCUGGGAUUCUGGUGGGGGCUGCUGCAUGCGGCCCUGCCUCAGACAGGUGGCUGGCAGAGUCGGCACGAUGGCUCCUCACCACGGGCAGGCUGGACCGGGGCCUGCACGAGCUGUGGAGGGUGGCUGCCAUCAACGGAAAGGGGGCGGUGCGGGACACUCUGACCCCUGAGGUCUUGCUUUCAGCCAUGAGGGAGGAACUGAGCAUGGACCAGGCUCCCGCCAGCCUGGGCACACUGCUCCGCACGCCCGGACUGCGCUUCCGGAUCUGUAUCUCCAUGUUGUGCUGGUUCGCCUUUGGCUUCACCUUCUUCGGCCUGGCCCUGGACCUGCAGGCCCUGGGAAACAACAUCUUCCUGCUCCAGAUGUUCAUUGGUGUCGUGGACAUCCCGGCCAAGAUGGGCGCCCUGCUGCUGCUGAGCCGCCUGGGCCGCCGCCCCACGCAGGCCGCAUCCCUGUUGCUGGCAGGGCUCUGCAUUCUGGCCAACACGCUGGUGCCCCACGAAAUGGGGGCUCUGCGCUCAGCCCUGGCCGUGCUGGGGCUGGGCGGGGUGGGGGCCGCCUUCACCUGCAUCACCAUCUACAGCAGUGAGCUCUUCCCCACCGUGCUCAGGAUGACCGCAGUGGGCUUGGGCCAGAUGGCGGCCCGUGGAGGAGCCAUCCUGGGGCCUCUGGUCCGGCUGCUGGGUGUCCAUGGCCCCUGGCUGCCCUUGCUGGUAUACGGGACGGUGCCGGUGCUGAGUGGCCUGGCCGCACUGCUUCUGCCCGAGACCCAGAGCCUGCCGCUGCCCGAUACCAUCCAAGAUGUGCACAACCAGGCAGUGAAGAAGGCGACACAUGGCACACUGGAGAACUCUGUCCUGAAAUCCACACAAUUUUAGCCUCGUGGGGAGCCCGCGAUGGGACAGUUGGAGGAAGAGGCUUCUUCUGUCCUCUGGAGAAGGCAGGAGGAAAGCAAAGCCCUCCAUUUCCAGAGGCCCAGAGGCUGUCCUCUGAGGUCCCCACUCUCCCCCAGGGCUGCCCCUCCAGCUGAGCCCUGCCCCUCUCACAGUCCAAAGGGCCCCCUUCAAUACUGAAGGGGCAAAGAACAGUUUGAUUUGCAGAAGGCGGCCCAGUGCACCAUCAGCCCGCCCUGCCCUCAUGGCUUCAGAGAGCAGAGGGGUCAGGCCCAGGGGAACGAGCUGGCCUUGCCAACCCUCUGCUUGCCUCCUCACUGCCACUUGUUCGCCCACACCCGUCCACCUGCCCAGAGCUCAGAGCUAACCACCAUCCAAGGUCAAGACGUCUCCUGGCUCCGCACAAGCAGUAGAGUCUCAGCUCCACAGCUUUACCCAGAAGCCCUUGUUAGCCUUACCCCUGGCCCCUCUCCACGUCCCUCCAGACCUCAGCCACCUGCCCGCCACAUCCUCUGCCUGCUGUCCCCUUCCCACCCUUAUCCCUGACAGACUCCACUUAACCCCCAAACCCAGACCCCCUUCCAGGGCUCUAGGGCCAGCCUGAGAUGCCCGUGAAACUUCUACCCACAGUUACAGCCACAAGCCUGCCUUCUCCCACCCUGCCAGCCUAGGAGCUCCCAAAGGGUUGGUGCGGUCCCAUGACCCCAUGUCCCAGCUCCCACACAGAGCUGGGCCAGGGGGGCACUGGUGCAAGGGAUUGAAUAAAGGAAAAACUGAAUGGCUGCCC
Molecule: messenger RNA, 2904 nt
Organism: Piliocolobus tephrosceles (Ugandan red Colobus)
Lineage: Eukaryota; Metazoa; Chordata; Mammalia; Primates; Cercopithecidae
Gene: SLC22A12
Product: solute carrier family 22 member 12
Exons: 8
Coding region: 765-2102 (445 amino acids)
Biological process (GO): transmembrane transport
Cellular component (GO): membrane
Molecular function (GO): transmembrane transporter activity
Source: RefSeq, a predicted model, not a curated record